UCGCACUUUGCUCCACCCGCUUUCAUCAGCUGAUAAUAGCAAGAAUGGCUGUCAAUUUUUUGUAAUUGUAAUUUUAUUGUAUCAUCAAUUUAACUUUUAUUCCGAAUUGACUUUAAAUUAAUGUGAUCAUUAUGUGCGUUCAAAGUUGAACAUUAUUCAUCAAUUUGCCUAUCAGACAUGGAUUCAGUUACGACUGAGGGCCUGAGAACCAUUGUGAAUCCUGUGGUUACAACUGCUCCAGAGACACCGCCGAUAACAGUUGAAGAAUGGCAACAUCGAUUCAAAGUUGUAAAGAUUGCUUCCAAAGAGCCUAUGAAGCGUGGAAGAUGGUCUUGCAUGGAUUUCAACGAUCCACCACCUAAUAUUUCCGGGUCCACCCUGUCUGGUAACACAUCAACCACAGGUGGAACUUCAACUAAUAACACCCAAACCAGUGGAACUGUUUGUCCAUCUGCGAUUACUGGAACCUCAACUAUAGGAGCUGGUGGAGUUGGAAUCGGAGGGGGAGGUGGCGGAGCCUGUACAACAACCACUACUACAUGUGUAACAGCUAGUUGUGGUAUAAACUGUUCUGAUACUAAUAAUGAGGCUAAUCAAGUAAACAGUGAGAUGGUUGGACAAACCAUCAAUAACCAAUCUGUUUGUGUUGGUGGUGGCGGGGCUGGUGUGCCUAAUGUUGAUCCUAACACUAAUUCUGUUAAUAAUCAAAAUGCCGAAGGUAUAUUGGUUGAUGAAAAGACUUUUGAUCAUCUGAUGUCCGCUGUUAGAGAGGAAGUAGUUGUCCUCAAGGAAAGAAUCAACGAACUUAUGUCAAAGAUAUCACAAUUAGAGUAUGAAAAUGGCAUAUUAAAGGCCCACGCGACGCCAGAGGUGCUAUCAAAUUUAUAUGGGUCAAACAACCAAAAUGUUUCAAAUUGAAAUCAAUUUAAAUUUCUCCUACGAUUAAACAGUAGGCUACUCUUUUUCUCAAUCUGUCAUCAUUGUUCCUCUCUGUACUAUGCAUUUAAAAUCAGACUAAACUAAUCACGACUCAGUAAACUUUCCAAAUGUCAAUGAAAUUAACAAUUUAAUCGAACGACCAUGAUGAAACGAGUAUCUAAUUAUAUUUGUUGAUCCCAUACUCAAAUUGAUGUAUUCAUUCAAGAUAAUGCUUAUUGUUUUGAUGUAAAUUUUGUUUGAGAAAUCUUUGUGAUGUUGAUCCUUUGGAUAAAAACCUUGUAAGUUAAAAUGUAUCAGAAAUGAAAAUCGUUCUGACAGGUUGAAGUUUCAUCUCAAAUGAUAUGAUGAGCUAAGUUAACGUGGUGUACGUGCUUACCGUCAUGUUCAACGUAAAAUAUAAGUAAACCUGAGGUAUUCUCAUGAAUUCUUGAACUAA
This is a messenger RNA of Tetranychus urticae (two-spotted spider mite), 1375 nucleotides long. RefSeq lists its product as uncharacterized. Gene Ontology annotation, cellular component: cytosol; nucleus. Gene Ontology annotation, biological process: regulation of transcription by RNA polymerase II; negative regulation of apoptotic process; positive regulation of cell population proliferation. Lineage: Eukaryota; Metazoa; Arthropoda; Arachnida; Trombidiformes; Tetranychidae. The record is from RefSeq and is a predicted model, not a curated record.